UGUGCGCCACAUGUAUGUAGUUGCUGGGUAUAAUAAAUACGUCAAACCGACCGAGUUGAACACCGAUAAAUGCACGAAGAAUAAAAGGAAGAAAGUUGUUUUCACAUGUGUGCCUAAAACCUACGACUUAGACUACGCACGUAUUGAGAAGUGGUCGUUCGUUGACAUAGCGAUUGUGAAGGUGGAAUCAGCGUUUAACCUGUACGACGAAUCUUACAAGACUGACUGCACCUAUAUACCCGCCACCAUACCUAUUAAUUAUGAGCCUAAGUACCAGGAACCUGGGACUGAUGCUCUCGUCAUGGGAUGGGGGCAUUUGAAUAAGUGGAGGGGGGAAAAGGACCGUGCAGACUACAACCAAGACACACUGCGGUAUGCCCCUGCCCGGCUUUACGACAAAAACAAAUGUAAAGAACAUUACUCUCAAGAAAUGGAAAAAAUCAUAGACAAGUACAUGAUCUGUACAUAUGCAGGUGGUAAUUUGAACGACAAAGGCGAAAUUAUCAAGAAAUCGGAUCCAGUGGCUGAUGGUUGUGUUUAUAAGAAGGUUUUGCUUGAUGGCAUGGAGUACCUGCAAUGUGUGAAUGGUCAGGACGAAGUAAUCAAUAGUAGUGAUGAAACUAGAAGACUACUAACAGAAACUAGGUUGAUGAAUGCAACACUUCUUGGCAACCAGACGUUUGGUACUCGAAGACAUGGGAUUUGUCAGAAUGACCACGGAGGUCCCUUGGUGACCUGGGUGGGGUCUCGAGAAGUACUAAUUGGUAUUGCCUCGGUGUUUAGGGUGUCAGAGAACUUGGAGUGUGAGGGUCCCUAUCUCUUUACCAGUACACAGUGUAAUGGAGUGUUUCUGGAUUGUGUCAUCAGUGAGGCCUCAAAAGGUGGUCGAAGGCAAUGCAGUCUUUCUCCGCAAGAGAGAGGAUUCGAUAUCGUGGAAAGAAAAAUAUCCUGGAUUAGUCACCCAGAUGGACCAGCGGAGAAUGAAAGAAUAGAGAGAAUAAGGCUGCGACCCCAAAUCCCCAUCGAUAGGUUAGGUUAA
Pieris rapae (cabbage white) is the source of this 1039-nucleotide messenger RNA. RefSeq lists its product as uncharacterized. The coding region runs from base 11 to 1039 and encodes 342 amino acids. Gene Ontology annotation, biological process: proteolysis. NCBI's taxonomy places the organism in Eukaryota, Metazoa, Arthropoda, Insecta, Lepidoptera, Pieridae. Gene Ontology annotation, molecular function: serine-type endopeptidase activity. The record is from RefSeq and is a predicted model, not a curated record. The transcript has 7 exons.